CUUAUGGGACACCGUACAAGCCGUUCUGUGUGGAUUCAAGAUGGCGGUCUCCAUGAGCAGGGGCAUGAAACGCGUUUUAAGUUUCAUUCAAAAGAACAAUCUUAAAACAAGGUCGUUUUGCACCCAAAAGGCGUCCGAAGUGAAGGGCCUCCAUGAAGGGCGUGUGUUCUCAGGAAUCCAGCCCACUGGGAUUCCUCACUUGGGAAACUACCUUGGAGCUCUGGAGAGCUGGGUGUCCAUGCAGAACGACUACAGCUCCGUGUUGUACAGCAUCGUUGAUCUGCACUCCAUCACCCAGCCUCAGAACCCAGAGUUACUACAGAACAACAUCCUGGACAUGGCAGCCAGCCUGCUGGCCUGUGGCAUUGACCCCGCACGCUCUAUCCUUUUCCAACAGUCUGUGGUCUCGGAGCAUGCUGAGCUCUCCUGGAUCCUGGGCUGCCUGACCAGCAUGCCUCGUCUGCGCCACCUACCUCAGUGGAAGAUGAAAAGUAAGCAAAAAGGUGAAGGAAGUGUUGGUCUGUAUACCUACCCAGUGUUGCAGGCUGCAGACAUAUUACUCUACAAAUCCACAUAUGUACCGGUAGGGGAGGAUCAGAUCCAACAUUUAGAAUUAGCCCAGGACCUAGCCCGGAUCUUCAACAACAGUUAUGGACAGCUUUUUCCUGAGCCUCGUGCGCUACUUAGUUCUUCCCGGAAGGUGAAAUCUUUACGAGAUCCCUCCUCUAAGAUGUCUAAGUCGGACCCACAGAAGUUAGCCACCAUAUUCCUUACCGACACCCCUGACGACAUAGUAUUUAAAAUCCGCCGAGCUGUGACCGAUUUCACAUCCGAGGUCACCUUUGACCCCGUGGGCCGGCCAGGUGUAGCCAAUCUGGUGUCUAUCCAUGCUGCCGUCUCGGGCCAGACUGUUGAGGACGUGGUCAGGUUAGCCGAAGGGCUGGACACUGGCAAGUACAAAACUGUGGUCGCAGAAGCUGUGGUGCAGAGACUAGAGCCCAUAAGGCAGGAGAUCCAGAGACUGAAGGCUGACAGGAGCCACCUGGAGAGCGUGUUAGUCGAGGGAGCGGAGAAAGCCCGCAGUCUGGCUGCCCCAGUGAUGCAGGAGGUCAGGAAGCGGGUGGGCUUCUCCUAAUCAUCAGAUGACGCAGUGUGUCACAGGUGGAUGUAUAGUACAGUGUGAAUGAGAGUUUAUAGAUGAUAAAUCGCUAUAAUGUUGUCACUUGUAUACGUUGCAAUUUUAUGUUUGUAUUUAUUUCAGUCCAUGCUCCUCUUCUGUGUACGUGUUUUCAUCGAUACGAUAAUAGCUCUCCACACAGGAACAUCGCAAUGUCCCCUUAAGUCCACAUGUAGAAGGACAUCUGUUUAAGAACAGGUGACAUUGAACGCUUUCCACAGACUGGUAGAAUGACACGGCCUCAACCGUGAUAAGGAUGAUCGUCUCAGCCUUUCUGCUUCAUUGAAACAUCUUCAGAAUUUGUUUUGAUCUCCACACUAGAAUAAAUCACUGUAAAGCUGGA
Molecule: messenger RNA, 1520 nt
Organism: Ictalurus punctatus (channel catfish)
Lineage: Eukaryota; Metazoa; Chordata; Actinopteri; Siluriformes; Ictaluridae
Gene: wars2
Product: tryptophanyl tRNA synthetase 2, mitochondrial
Exons: 6
Coding region: 41-1135 (364 amino acids)
Biological process (GO): mitochondrial tryptophanyl-tRNA aminoacylation
Cellular component (GO): mitochondrion; mitochondrial matrix
Molecular function (GO): tryptophan-tRNA ligase activity; ATP binding
Source: RefSeq, a predicted model, not a curated record